Molecule: messenger RNA, 792 nt
Organism: Bipolaris sorokiniana ND90Pr
Lineage: Eukaryota; Fungi; Ascomycota; Dothideomycetes; Pleosporales; Pleosporaceae
Exons: 1
Coding region: 32-496 (154 amino acids)
Source: RefSeq, a predicted model, not a curated record
AUGACCGUGGGAAAUCAGGAGGUCGUGUCUCAUGAAACACACGCUGCACUCGAUAUACGCCAGCAAUUGUUUGACGUGCAUCAUCGUGGGAUCGGCGGCGGGCGAGACUGGACUGUUGCUGCUGCUGCUGCUGCUGCUGCAGCAGGCCGCACCGCUCAUCAGCCUUAUGGCGCAGGCGCAGGCUGUGAGCCCAAGCCGACCACUGCCUUCGCCCAUGACACACUCCCACACACGGCUUUGUCCUCCUCUGCCCACAACACCGUGUCCAUCAACCACAACGGCCUUUCUGCGCAAUCAAGCAAGGCGUGUCCGGAUUGAUGACAGUGACAUGCUUAAUGUCCGCGACAUUCAUCCCGCUUGCGCCCACACACACGCACACAACGUCAUGCCUGCAAUGACUCCCACGCGCCCCUCCCCCAUCUCCCCGCCGCUUGUCCUGCCCUGCCCUCGACACUUCUGCUUCGUCGCCCCUCACUACUGUAGAGUACUCUAUUGACUUGCCGUCUGCCUACGCAAGCCUCGCCAGCUGACUUGCGGAUAACCGUCUCGCCAAUCUUCCCCUUCAACUUGGUCCAGCAAAUGGGAGCAUCCACCCCGGAUCGUACAGGCUCAGCUCAGCGGGCGGACCCAGUCAACCCGCAUUGUUGACGCCCACCCUCUACCGCUUGCCCCCCUCCCCCCGGAGGGCGUUUGAUCAUCUGGAUGCUAAAAAAACAAUCCUCUGUGUCUGCAUUGGCGGACGGAAGUGCUCUAUCAGGCACCCGCAGCAACUACCCCGCGGCAACCAAGUCG